UUCUCGAAGGUUUUUAUGUUGGAAAGUAUUACAUACAAUGACUACGGCAAGUAUCAUAUCUGCUCUACAACGGUCAUUCAGUCGUCUUGGACCUCCUAGAGUAUUGAUAUGUGAUAAUGCUAAAAAUUUGAACUCGUCAGAGAUGCGGUCGUUCUUGGAUUCAUAUGGUACUAAGUUAGAGAAUUCGACGAGCUAUCAUCCACAAGGAAACUCUAUUGCUGAACCGGUACAUCGAACGUUACAUCGAUUGGCAAGGUUGCACCGACUGCAUUCACCAGGAGAUUUGAAGAAGGCGUUACCCAAAUUGGUAUAUGUAUAUAAUUGUCGCCCACAUAAAGCGCAGUCACCGUACUAUAUGCUUUUUGGCC
Perkinsus marinus ATCC 50983 is the source of this 368-nucleotide messenger RNA. RefSeq names its product retrovirus polyprotein, putative. Gene Ontology annotation, biological process: DNA integration. The annotation marks the transcript as partial. Gene Ontology annotation, molecular function: nucleic acid binding. NCBI's taxonomy places the organism in Eukaryota, Perkinsozoa, Perkinsida, Perkinsidae. The transcript has a single exon. The record is from RefSeq and is a predicted model, not a curated record.